UGGGGGGAGUAUUUUGGGUGUACAGUCAUAAGUCGGACUCCGAGGAGCCAGGAAGUAACUCAGAACCAUGCAGCGCGACUGAUAAAGUCGAGAGAGCGGGCGUUUGUUGUCAGUGGACAGGGAUCAUACGCUUCAGGUUGAAAGGGAAUUAUAGCCAAUUGCGAAAUUGAGCCUAAUCCAUUGCAGUGGCAGAGACUGACCGCUCAGUAGUUCCGAUUUGAGAGCAGGGAGAGAUCACCACCCUGCUUCAAUAAGGUAAAUAUUACAUUAGCACAUUGCUACACACCCCAUCAAAAAAGACGGAAGAGAAUAAAAUCAGGAUUGCAAAGGUUUUUCUUUCUCACAAACAAUUAAUAUUAACAAAAGUUUAUCAGCAAAGCUUCAAGAUGCCUCGGGUGGUCCCGGAUCAAAGGAGCAAGUUUGAAAACGAAGAGUUCUUCAGGAAACUCAGUCGGGAGUGCGAGAUAAAAUACACAGGGUUCCGAGACAGACCGCAUGAGGAGAGGCAAGCCAGGUUUCACACCGCUUGUAGGGACGGUCGUUCAGAAAUAGCUUUUGUGGCGACGGGCACCAACCUCUCGCUGCAGUUCUUCCCAGCCAACUUGCACGGGGAGCAGAGGCAGACGCCCACACGAGAGUAUGUGGACUUUGAUCGGGAGACGGGAAAGGUGUACCUGAAGGCCCCUAUGAUCCUGAAUGGAGUGUGUGUGAUCUGGAAGGGCUGGAUAGACAUGCUGCGCCUGGAUGGGAUGGGAUGUCUGGAGUUCGAUGAGGAGAGAGCACAGCAUGAGGAUGCCCUGGCGCAAGCAGCCUUUGAGGAUACACGUAGGAGGACCCGGGACUUUGAGGACAGGGACCGCUCGCACAGAGAGGACCUGGAGGACCCUGUGGCAUCAAAAAUCUGGGACUGAUGGCAUUCAACGACUAGGCCCAGGCGACAGCAGGACCCCAGCCCUGGCACCAACAUGGGUAACAACGCUGAUGAUCACAAGAUGCGCUAGAGGCCAGCAAGACACAGGGAGUGGGUCAGGGUGAUCUGUCUAUCGUACUAUGCCAGUCUCACACCCUGACAUCAAGCUGUUAACUGGAGAGACCAAAGUCCACAUUGCUGGGGAUUUGGGGGUGGGGUGGGGUGGGAUUCCUUUUAGUUUUAAAGUGUGGGUUAAGGGGAUCGACCCAAACCUCGUUGUCUUCUGCGGGGUUUUGCACUAUGUGAUACAUUCAGUUUAGUCCCCACUUCGCCUUCUGUAUGCAUGGAGCGCCUAUCUAUGUUUUCUUUUGUCCCCCUACGCAAAAUAUUUUGGAGGCACUUUCAUUUACAAUGCUUUAUAAAUAGGAAAUGACUGGGUGAUUAUUAAAUGGAACAUAUUUGUUCUUAAAUAAUAACUUAUUUCUAAAUUGAUAUACUGUAUUUCUAAUGAAUCCAAAUGUCUGUUUCCUUCUACCUUAUUAUUUCCCAGAAAGUUUGUUUUCAAGGAGCACCUGAGGAGCACUGAGCAUACAUUCAUUUUUGUUUUUCAAGUUUUGAUGAUUAUUUAUUGAGUAUCAACUUCCAUCAGGUAGUUUGGAAGUAGGCCUACCAUCAAGUGCAAGUAGUUACCAUUCAAUCACCUAUUUAUUUUGUAUUUAUAAAGGACUGUAAACGAUUGCCUAAAAGCUAUCUCUUAUCCCAUUAUAGCACUAUUUGAAUGAAAUUGUAUUUGAUAUUUUAUUCAUGUUUUGUUUGAAAGUCAUGAUGUUUACUUUUUGUAUUUCUUUUCUCUAUAUACAUACUGUAUUUGUCAGUCUUUCGGCUUUCGUAUGGGAUGUUAGUAGAAUAUAGAAAGUUGUGUUCUAGAAAAGUUACUUUUACAAAGAGGCACUUUCUGUCUUCCUGUCUCCUCUUUAAUGUUAUUGUAACAGUCUUUGAACAUGAGACUAGCAGCACAGAGCACACAAUGAGGUCAGUGCUGAGCUCGCUCUCUGUAAAUUGAGGCAAAUAGUCUUUCUUCUCUGCAUUGUUUUUUUAUUUUUAUUAUUCUCUUUAUUUCACGUUUCAUCCAGAUCAGGGUUUAUAACGUCUAAGCAGUAAAUUUCUCCCAGAAAAUGAUGCAAAGGCACAGCCACAUUGUCUCACUAACAUACCCAACAGUUUUGUUUCGUAUGUUUCAGGUUAUCUGAAUAUCCUUGAGUUUGAUCAAUUAUUUAGCUGUUGUCAGUGUUUCUUUCUCUUCCCCUAGUGGAAUAGUUGUAACAGUUUAUUCAUAUAAAGUUGUUGGUCACACUUUAUUUGGAUAGUCCCGUAUAGAUGAUAUACAGAUGGUCAUACGUUCAACAAGCUAUCUGAUGAUAAGGAACUGCUUGCUAAAGUUAUGGUUAAAGUUAGGGUUAGGUUUAGGUUUAGAAUUUAAAAUAAGGGUUAGGGUUAAGGUUAGGGCUAGGGUUGGGGUUAGUGGAUAGUUAGUUGAAAUGUUGUUGACAGUUAUUGAACAUCUACGAACCAUCUACUUGGGACUACCCAAAUAAAGUGUUACCAAGUUGUUUGUACUGGAGAUAAGAAAGAGCAAAAUCUUUAAAAGAGAUAGAAGGCUUGCAAUCCAACACUGUUUCAACCAGUCAUGAAAUAUUGGGAUGAAAUAGGUAAAGAGUCAGUGAGGAGAUAAAAUAAGUAAGAUAAAUCACAGAAAUACAGGUGUGUACGUUAUUCAGUUUGAACAGUGAUGGAUUGUACAAUCUGAAGCUCAAUAUUUGAAAUUAAAGGAGAAAGCUAAGGUCAAGUCUAGCAGCAGUAAUGUACCGGUGGUUUUCCACCAGUCAUUUGUAAUGUAUCAGCUCAGUAUUUUAUUCAAAGUUAAUUUGCUUUAAUUUGAAUAAAGAGGAAAGGUGGAGGAAGUAGCCUAUGUUUUGUAAAGGGAUGAAUGGUAGACAGCAAGUUGUAAGAUGUGGAUGUGCAGGUCAGAAAUAAUGGGGUUUAGGUGGACAGUGGGAGAGGCAGGAGUUUGUCACACUUUGCUGGGGAAUCAAGUUCUAAUUUCAUACUGCAUGUGAUUGUAUUUCCUUGGAUUAUGUUCUUAGGUUUUUAUCCUAAAUACUUUCAUAUCACAUACUUGCAUAAUGUUUUACAUCCCAGUAAUGAUGCAGUUCUUUUGCCUUUCUAGCUCAUUAAAACAAUGUGUAUAGUCUUAGCCUGUUGCUUUAGUGUAUCAAAUCAAAUCAAAUCAAAUGUAUUUAUAAAGCCCUUCUUACAUCAGCUGAUAUCUCAAAGUGCUGUACAGAAACCCAGCCUAAAACACCAAACAGCAAGCAAUGCAGGUGUAGAAGCACGGUGUGUCACCUCAAGUUAGCAUACCAAUGUAGGUAGCAGGAACGAACAGGUUUACGCUACCUUCCACAGUGAUGUUUAUGCAAUGUGUACAGUAUUUCACCAUUUUCUGAGAGCUCUAUUUCAAAUGGUUUGUUUGAUAUCUACUCCAGUGUAUAGGGUACCUGAUAAAAGUGUCAGUGCUCUUGAAUAGAAUUACAAAAUGUAUUGGACACUCAGAAACUAACUGGCCUACCUCCAGCUACAACCAAAAACAAAUAGAAAUAUUGGGUAUUUAUUACUUCGCGAUUUUGUGAACCUUUAUUUAAUUGAAAUGUUGGUUAGAUAGUACGAUAUGUUUGCAUGAGGUCAGGAAUGUCCAAAAAACACUGCAGUUAUGACAAAUCUCAGCCUGGAUUUCCAAUAUAAUUCAUCUUUCCCUUCAUGUGUAGGCCUACUCCCCUGAGUCCCAGUUAGCUGUAGCCCUGUCUGAGCUUCACCCUUCACUUAAUGCUGGCAUUAAGGCAAGUUACACACCAGAGACUAUUUCCGAGUUUGCUCACUUUAAAAAAAAUAAAAAAAUGUUUAUUUUCUUAUUUGUUUUAAGUUAUUGAUACAGGUUGACCUUUGUUGUGUUCAGGUUAUGCUAUGAAGAACUGUGUAUUUCUUUGUUUAAUGGCCUACCUUUUAAGAUUUUACUGAAGAAUUUAGUUUUCUUUCUUUCUGUUUUAUGGUUUAGCUUGUUUAGCUUGUUUUGUUAAGGGGCAAUUUACAUUUGUGUUGAAUUUGAUGUGUUUCAUAAUAAACUUGUAACAAACCUUUUA
Molecule: messenger RNA, 4104 nt
Organism: Salvelinus fontinalis (brook trout)
Lineage: Eukaryota; Metazoa; Chordata; Actinopteri; Salmoniformes; Salmonidae
Product: core-binding factor subunit beta
Exons: 7
Coding region: 387-911 (174 amino acids)
Biological process (GO): regulation of transcription by RNA polymerase II
Cellular component (GO): core-binding factor complex; nucleus
Molecular function (GO): sequence-specific DNA binding; transcription coactivator activity
Source: RefSeq, a predicted model, not a curated record